Molecule: messenger RNA, 1788 nt
Organism: Ipomoea triloba (trilobed morning glory)
Lineage: Eukaryota; Viridiplantae; Streptophyta; Magnoliopsida; Solanales; Convolvulaceae
Product: zinc finger BED domain-containing protein RICESLEEPER 2-like
Exons: 5
Coding region: 1-1788 (595 amino acids)
Molecular function (GO): DNA binding; protein dimerization activity
Source: RefSeq, a predicted model, not a curated record
AUGCAUGAUGAUGAAACGGUUCAAAAAGAGCCAAAGAUUGCACCAACCCCACCAAGUGUUGGAACUGAGUGUAAUGAUGAAGAAAAUAAAAAUAAGAAAAGAAAGAUUAGCCGACAAAGAUCUGAGGUAUGGGAUCAUUUUACUAAAAUUAGUAAUGACAAGUGUGAGCGAAAAGCUAAAUGCAAUUAUUGUAAGAAAGAAUUGUUUGUUGAUACUAAAAUGAAUGGCACUAGUUCACUAAAAGCUCAUGUUAGAAUCUGUCCAAAAAUGCCCCGUUCUAGUAGUGACCCUAGCCAAACUGAAUUACUUGUCCCAUCAAGUGAAGGGGAAGGAUCACUAGGUUGUGCAAAGUAUAAUGCCGAGGCACUUAGGAAUAGCAUUGCUGAAAUGAUUAUAAAUCAUGAAAUACCCUUCAAGUUUGUUGAGUUUAAGGGAUUUAGAAAAUGCUUGCCUAUUGCUUGUCCUAGGUUUAAGGUUCCAUCACGAUGGACUAUUGCUAGGGAUUGUUAUGCUAUGUAUUUGGAGGAGAAACAAAAUCAUAAAGCUGAAGAUAUUGGCAAGAUGAUUGAAAAAUGCUUGCGUGAUUGGGCAAUAGACAAGGUUUUCACAAUUACCGUGGAUAAUGCUAGUUCAAAUGAUGUGGCUACUACAUGCUUGAGAAAGAAGUUGAAUAAUGUGAAUGGAACUAUUUUAGAGGGAAAAUUCAUUCAUAUGAGAUGUGUUGCACACAUAAUUAAUUUGGUUGUCACGGAAGGGUUGAAGGAAGUGAAUGAAUCAAUUGCUCGUGUUAGAUCCGCGGUGAGGUGGAAUUCUACAUACUUGAUGUUAGACGCCGCUCAAAAAUUUGAAAGAGCAUUUGAGAGGUUUGAAGAGAUUGACCACAAUUAUAGGCAUGAACUUGUGUUGAAUGAUGGCACACCCGAUCAGGAUGAUUGGGAAAAUAUUAGGAAGAUGAGUAAGUUUUUGCAACGGUUCUAUGACUUCACAUUGAAAAUUUCUAGUACUACAUAUGUGACUUGUAAUGCAUACUUUCCUAAAAUUUGUGAAUUGUAUUGUACUUUGCGUGAUUGGAUAAGGAGUUCUGACCCUCAAUUCAGUGCUAUGGUAAAGAGAAUGAAGGAGAAAUUUGACAAAUAUUGGGGGAAUGUUGAGAAAAUGAAUACGCUACUUUAUGUUGCAACUGUUCUUGACCCUAGAAAGAAAUAUAUCUUUGCUGAUUUUUGUUUUAAGAAAAUGUAUUCAGUUGAUCAAGCUUCGGUGUUGUGUUCUAAACUUAAGGAAGUGACCAGUGAGGGUAACAAUUUCUCUCAAUCAUUGAGUGUCAUUAAUGAGGAUUGUGAAGAUGAACCGCAUAAUGUUCUAAACAUUGAAACUGAUUUUCAAAAGUAUUUGGUUGAGAUUGGACGUGGGGAGCAGAAAUCUGAAUUGGACAAAUACAUCAAUGAAGAGCUUGAUACUCAGAUUGGUGGUGGUGAAUUUGAUAUUCUCCGAUGGUGGAAAGAAAAUGCUCAUAGGUUUCCCAUUCUCUCAUGCAUGGCUCGUGAUAUAUUGGCAGUUCCUGUAUCCACCGUAGCAUCUGAAUCUACAUUUAACAUAGGUGGACGUGUGCUUGAUACUUAUAGGAGUUCAUUAACUCCUAAAAUUGUACAAGCUCUUGUGUGCACUCAAGAUUGGUUACGAGAAGAAAAUCUCAUUUCAAUGAAUGAUUUAGUUGAGCAUGAUGUUGGAGAGAUGUAUAAACUUGACAUCGAUAUGUCAAAGAUGAGUUUGGAUCUUGUGAUUGAUUAG